AGUGGUGCGUCAGGAAGCAGCAGCGAAUCGGAGAGCAGCUCAGAGUCUGACACGGACGAGUCCGAAAGCAGCUCCAGUGACAGCGACUAUAAUCAGGCCUCCCGCACAAACACUCCAGAGCCGGAGCCCCCUUCUACUAACAAGUGGCAACUGGACAGCUGGUUGAACAAAGUCCAAGCUCAGACCAAACCUCUGGUCCCUGCACAGCAGGAGCAUCAUGGCUCAGGCUCCAUCAGCCAGGAUCCACAGACAUUUUCUCCUGGGACUGAAGCACCAGGAGCGUGUUCAUCUGCUAAAACCAAACCCUGUGGGUCCAACGGUGCAACUGUUCCUGCUGCACCUGCAGUGGAGCACAAAGACAGCAGGGCUAACUUCUGCCCGGGCAGGGAAAAGGCCAAAGCCAAGCUUGGCCAGAAAGCCUCAGGGGAGGGUCAGAGGUCCAAGAUGAGGCUGUCGCCAGGCCUGCUGUCGGGGCAGGAGGUCCCAGCCCCGAGGAGAAUCACCACCGGGAAGAAACAGCCGCGACGGGCCGAGAGGUCAAGCAGCGUGGAGGAUAACCAGAACCAGCCAUGGAGCAGAGCGAACCAGCACAGCCCCGCAGCGAGAGAGAAGGACCUGUUGCCUCCUCCCUCCCUGGAGCAUCAGAACCCCCCCAGGCCGAGAGGGAAACCUCUCAGCGGGAAGACGGCCCCGAGGAAGGAGCCUCGCAGUGCUGCUAAUUCCAACGCCAACACAGCCGCUCCACCAGCGGCGCUGCAGCAGACCGCUGUGCCUGUUCCUGCUGUCACUGUGAACCAGGACAAGAGGAAACAUAGAGGUCCCAGCAGCAAAAUCACACCAAAGUCCAGAGAAUUCAUCGAAACAGAUUCCUCUUCCUCUUCGUCAGAAUGCCAGUCGGACGGCGAGGACGCCAACAAAGUCCCCUCUCUGCCACCCCAGGCGACACGCUCCGCGGUUAACACGCAGACGCUGGCCAACUCUCACAUCCAUACGCCUCUCCUCCCGUGCCUUGGCGUUGCUGGAGGUGCGGGAAAUCUGGGCGCGUUUGCAGGAACAGGACUUCGAGGCAAAGACGGCGGCGGCGUAACCACCAGCGGAAGCGUUGCUAGCAACCUUCUGAGCGUCAGCAGCAUAAGUGCUUCUUUUGGGAAUUCCGUGCCGGAUCCCGGAGGGUCUGGCGUGCAAGGCAAGGAUGUGGAGCCCGUGUCCCCAUCACCAAAUAUUGGACAUGCUGUGGUUCUGUCCCCUCUGAGGGAAUAUCCUGAAGUUCAGAGUUUGUGGGUGAAAAUUGACUUGAGCUUCCUCAGCAGGGUGCCGGGGCCGGCUGUGAGAGAACGAUCCAGGAUGGGAGCGGUGGAAAGGGACAGCAAUGCAGGGAUAGACAAAGAGAGGCAGAAGAUGGCGAAGGGGGAGAGACAGGAGGAAGAAAACGAGCGUUUAGUGAAGGACAAGGAAAGGCAAAGUGACAGAGACAGAUUAACAGACAGGGAGAGGCAGACAGACAGAGAGGACAGGUUUGCAUUUGGAGAAAGGGAGAGGACUGCUGCAAGGGACAGAGAGAAGAUUAGCCAAGGUCUGGGAGUGUUGGACCUCCCCCCUGGGCACGAGCAGAAUAAUCCCAGACUGGCUGGGAGGAUGGAGAGGGUGGAGAGCGGAGGUAAACACAGAAGGCAGGCAGCUGCAAACAUGGGGACUCCAACAGAAAAACACAUCAGCAAAAGCAAAAGGAAACACAAGUUGGACCAUGGCGAAUCAUCAGUCAAGUGUAAUAAGAAGCUACGUCUGGACAAAGACUGCCUGCUCCUCCCACCAUGCAUCUCUCCAAUACACAACCACAAAAGCAGCUCUGCUGACGGCUCUCUAAGCAGGAAGCAGACCCGACGACGUGACGAGAAGCUGCUGCCCCCCCUGCUGUCGCCGCUCUCCGAUGAGCCGCCACGCAAACGCGCCUGUGAAGGCGGCCCGUCUCUCGCCGAGGAGGCCGGUUCUGUGGGGAUGCUGCCCUGCUCCACGUCAUCCGCUUCCUCCUCGUCCUCCUCGCACAGACACCGGAGAGGCGAGGGCAAGACUGCAAGAAACGGAAGCGACCUGGACUCUGGUGGUGACAAACCCGGCGCAGACAGUUACCACUCCAACGGCCACUCUGACUCGGAGGUGUGGUCCGAGGCCCUGUUGGACCAGGCUGAACCACGAAGGCCAAGGCUUUCAUUCACUGACACAGUCCACAGUGCAGAGUACUACAUGCAGGAGGCAAAGAGGCUGAAGCACAAGGCUGAUGCUUUGACGGAUAAAUUCGGGAAAGCUGUGAACUACGCAGAUGGGGCCCUCUCCUUCAUAGAGUGUGGGAACGCCAUGGAGCGAGACCCGCUGGAGGCCAAAUCGCCGUAUACGAUGUACUCGGAGACCGUGGAGCUGAUCAGGUAUGCCAUGAGGUUAAAGAACUUCACCAGCCACUCGGCCACCAUCUUGGAGAAGAGGCUAGCAGUUCUCUGUAACCGCUGUCUGUCUCUGCUGUAUCUGAGGAUGUUCCAUCUGAAGAAAGACCACGCUGUCAAGUACUCGCGCUCGCUCAUGGACUACUUCAAGAAUUCGGCAAAGAGUUCCCAUCAAGCCCCCUCUCCUUGGAGGACCAACGGAAAGGUCAACGGCACUCCGUCGCCUCUCUCUCUCAGCCCAUCUCCCGCCAGCAGCGGAGGAGCGCCGGGAGGAGGCGGCGCAUCAGGGUCGUCUGGUAGUGUGGCGAUUCCCCAGCGGAUCCACCACAUGGCCGCCAGUCAUGUGAACAUCACCAACAACAUCCUGAGGAGCUAUGAGCACUGGGAGACGGCUGACAGACUGGCAGCCGACAGCAGAGACUUCUUCCAGAACCUGGACUCGUUGAUGGGGCCUUUGAGUCAGCAGAGCAGUAUGACGGAGCUGGUGCGCUACAUCAGGCAGGGACUUCACUGGCUCCGCACAGAGGCUCAGCUGUUAUAAACACUGAACAUAAGCUGAAAUAAAACAAAAAAAUAACAGAAAGCAAAUAAAAGAAACGGGCCUGGGAACUAGAGCUGGGAUAACAGCUGCGACGAGACCCGGAAGGACGCUUCCCUUCCCACAGAGAUCCCUGCAACGACCCAGCUUUGCACACGGUAACUUAACGGUUUAGGCUGAGUCUGUUAAUCAGGCUGAAAUUCACCUGCAGUCAGCGCUGCAUCGGAACACAGAUCAGCUCCUCAGUAAUGCUGCUUUUUACAGCGGCUGCAACAAAGAGUCAGAACAGGUGGUUUAAACUCCUGAGGAGACACAGCGCUCCCCCAAACUCUCCCUUUGACUCUGACUUAAAAAAAAGAACAAAAGGAGAGCAGAAAGUACAAAAAAAGUGAUUUUUACUGAGAUGGAAGGAUUGUCUAGAAGAUAGGUGAGCGGCAUUAAGGCAGCUAAAUGUGGCCAAAGAGCUCAGCAGAGGCUCAUCAAGCCCAGCAGAGGAGCAGAAAUGUGUCAGUGAUUGGGUCUGGAUUUAAAGCCUCAGGCUGAUAUUGAUCCAGCUGGGAAAGUAGCAGACCGAUCCAUCAGAUAAGGACCACACCGGUGGGGAGAAAGAGGCCGGGCUGUGACCCCUCAGGCAGAAUCAAAGCAGGCAGAAGUCAGUCCUCUACUUCUGUUUUAGUCCUCAGCGAGGAAUCCUCCGACACGAGAAGACAGGCUGAAGCCUGACUGCCGAGUGUCGUGUGCAGAGUUGCGGGAAUUGCUCUUUUCAGUCGGCAGCUUAAUUUCAAAUUUUAAAUUCACUAGAUAUUUCUUCAUGUGUUUCAAAAUAAAUACCAAGAUUGGAUGCAAAAACUGUGACCAGUCAGGGUGCUUCUAGAUAAAGGACAAAAAGGAGCAAAUUCCUGCAAAAAAAAAUGUUAAGGGCACGGUGCAGCAGGGGGCGACAUUUUUAGUCCUAAACCCACUAGAGGUGUUUGAUACAGCUUAUUUUGGUAUCAGUCCGAUACCCAGGAAAAACAGGAGGAAGCAUCAACGAUAUCACUAUCAACACUGAUACCUUUUAAUGUCUAAGCAGGAUACCGAACUUCUGAUUUUAAAUGUUUUUGUGGUUUUAAUUUUGUCCAGCUUACGAACCGGGUUGAUCCCAUGAUAUUUCUGUGAAAAACAGGAGAAAAAACUGCUAAUAAACCACAAAUAAAUUGUUUCAUCAAAUACCUUCAGGAAUUUUUUUAAUACUAACAGUUAAAAUGAUCAAAUUGAAAUAGAUGUCAGAUUUCAAAGAAUAAAUCCCAUUUUGGGCCUGUCCCUGUGUGCAGAACAAAUGACUCAACACAAUAUGGAUAUUAGCGAUAUUUGGAAUUGAUCUGCCCAUCGCUAAAAUCCACCAACCGUAGGUUUACGUUUCCUAACCCCUAAUGUUAGCCAAGCGUUAGACCUCGGGGGAAAGAAUAAACCUAAGGUGUUAAAUUAGGUUUGGGUAGUUAGUCCACUGACCAUUAGUUACGACUUUCUCCAAAACUGCCAGUCUGAACUACAUGUAUUGUAAAAAUGGCGUCGCCCUUUUUCCUUUAGAAGAGAAGUGUUGUACCGAUACCGGGUAGGGUCACUAUCUAGCACUAAAAUGGUGGUAUUGAUAUCGACA
Molecule: messenger RNA, 4612 nt
Organism: Cyprinodon tularosa
Lineage: Eukaryota; Metazoa; Chordata; Actinopteri; Cyprinodontiformes; Cyprinodontidae
Gene: aff2
Product: AF4/FMR2 family, member 2
Exons: 16
Biological process (GO): regulation of RNA splicing
Cellular component (GO): nuclear speck; nucleus
Molecular function (GO): G-quadruplex RNA binding
Source: RefSeq, a predicted model, not a curated record